This is a messenger RNA of Colletotrichum truncatum, 945 nucleotides long. RefSeq names its product short-chain dehydrogenase. The record is from RefSeq and is a predicted model, not a curated record. NCBI's taxonomy places the organism in Eukaryota, Fungi, Ascomycota, Sordariomycetes, Glomerellales, Glomerellaceae.
AUGUACCACUCACCAGCCAUCAUCCUGGCUGCCGCCGGCCUGGCGAGCGCCUUCACCAACACCAAGGUUGAGUUCUUCAUGCGCAAGAACAUCGACCCCAUCGUCAUCCCGGGCCAGUACAAGAGCCACAUGCACAGCUUCUUCGGCAGCGAUGCUGUCAACGUCAACCUGAGCACCACCGCCGAGCUCCAGGAGGGCUGCGCUACGGCGCAGAACCCCAACGAUCUGUCCGUAUAUUGGAUCCCGACCCUCUACCACGUCGAGGGCAGCAAGCGCACCCCCAUCGAGCCUGUGAGCUUCACUGCGUACUACAACUUCGACAAGGACCCUGCCGAGGUCCCCAUCCCGCCCAACUUCAACGUCGUCGCCGGCAACGCCGAGGCCAAGACCGAGAAGGACCUCAUCGAAGGCUCCGACAUCGCCUGGCUGUGCCAGAACCAGAAGUUUGACGCCGGCGGCAAGGCCAACUCCCAGUUCCCGCAGAGCACCUGCUCCACCUCCCUCCAGUCCGUCCUCUGGUUCCCUGACUGCGUCGACUCCAAGACCCUCAAGAGCGCCUACUCGAACAAGGGCUCCUGCCCCGACGGCAUGAAGCGCAUGCCUCAGCUGCGCUUCAGCAUCCGCUACGACACCAAGAAGGCGAUCCCCGGCGGCUGGAAGGGUGAGCCUCCCCUGGAGCUGGCUUGCGGCCCCAGCUACUGCUUCCACGGCGACUUCGUCAACGGCUGGCUCCAGGAAUCCGCGGAGAAGAUGGUUACCGCGCUUACCAGCAAGAGGAGCUGGCAGGCCAUCGACGGCCCCAACGGCAAGUCCAAGGCGGGCCCCAAGUGCAAGAAGGGCUCCGCGAAGGACUCUGACCCCGAGAACGGCACGAGCGACUACGCCGAGAGCGUCAAGGCGAUGGCCAAGAGGAGGGUCAGCAUGAAGAAGAGAAUCGGCAUGUAA